UGGAGGAGUAGAAGAAGAGGAGGAGGAAGCGGACCUGUUGAGUGUUUGUUAUUUUGGUCUGAACGUGGGGAAAGUGCACUGAAAUCACCGUGUUUUUGCGUUCAUCUGCCACCGUGUGAUGACGGAGCGGAGCCUGUGAGCCUCCAGAAGCAGCGACAGACCGGGACCUGCAGUGGUGAUGGAUAGAGAAAGUGGCUCUCUGUUUCUCAGCGCUGACGCUAAUACUGACGUUGAUGUGGCGGCUGACAGCUGGCAUUUCGACCAUCCGUUCCCCUGUUCUGAACUUAUCCUCAGCGGUUCAGACAAACCCCUUCAUGACUGGACAAUGGACCCUGAUGCUACGCUGAAUGACAGUGAGUCUGAGGAUGUCCUCCACGGUGUCAACCCAAAUGAGGUGUUUCCCAGUGGCCCGCCAGCCGACCCCUCAUCUGAGAGUGACAGUGGCAUUUCAGAGGAUCCUGUCAUCUCUGAGAACACAGCUACCAUGACGACCAUCCAAUCGGUUGCCCCAGCAACAGUGUACCAGGUGGUCUACGACAUUGGUGGGGUGGAAAAUGAAACUGGACAACAACAGAACGUGGAAGUCAUCUCCAUCGAGCUGGAUGAGUGGAGCUCCCAGGUGUUGUUUUCAGACUCGUGCAUCGUCAACGAGCUUCCUGUCGCUCCAUCUCCUCAUCUUGACGGCAGCUUGACCCCUCCGGACCCUCCAAGUCCUGAUGGAGACCUGCUUUUUCCAGAUCUGCAGCUGACGGAGGAGGAGCAGAAGCUGCUGAAUCAGGAAGGCAUCUCUCUGCCCAGUAACCUUCCUCUCACUAAGGCCGAGGAACGAAUCCUGAAGAAAGUUCGGAGAAAAAUCCGAAACAAACAGUCGGCUCAGGACAGCCGGAGGAGGAGGAAGGAGUACAUCGACGGGCUGGAGAGUAGGGCAGCAGCCUGCUCAGCACAGAACAAGGAGCUGCAGAGGACUGUGGAACAGCUGGAGAAACACAACAUGUCUCUUCUGGCUCAGCUGCGACAGCUUCAGUCACUGAUCAAACAGACGGUCAGUAAAGGAGCCCAGACCAGCACCUGUUUACUGAUCAUCAUCGUGUCUCUGGGUUUGAUCAUCAUGCCGAGUUUCAGUCCAUUCAGACGCAGCUCAUCUGCAGACGAUGACUACAGACCCAUAGGAGUUAUUUCCAGAAACAUUCUGACUGACCCCGCCUCCUCCCAGCCCGCUGUCGAUGAGUCCGACACUCUGGCCGUCCAGUCCGACUCGCCACCUCCGAACUCUGACCUUAGCCAAUCAGGACCUCCGGGCUCUGCCAUCCUACAAGACACAGUAGAAAACCCUGAAAGCACAGUGCAGGAGGGGAGCCAAUCAGAUAACAGCUCAGCUCCGGUUACCGGGCAAACUGAGCAGCAGCUGGCUCUGGGUCUGAGGUCGAGGAGCGGGAAGGAAGGCCAUGAUUCAACCAAACCAGCACACGCUGAUGAAAUGUAGAGGAAACGGAGCAACUCACCCAUGUUCAGACUCCACCAUGGGGCUUCAGGUCUGGUGCCUUGCUCAAAGGACUCAGUAGUGUUCACUGAAGUCGACUCUGUUACAGGAUGAGCUGUACGGCAUUGAGGUGGGCCGAGGUUGAACGCUUCAGCUGAAAAUCAGCAGAUGAAACGAGGAAGUUUAACGCUGUUUUUAACCUGUAGUCGGUUCAUUUUGAAUCAGUCGAUCAGUCUGUCAUCUGCUGUUUUCUCCGUUUGGUUUGACUUCAUUUCUAAUUCAGGCUACUUCCAAAACAAAUAUGUUUAACUUUUGCUAUGUUUGCACCUAGCAUCCACAUUACUCCAGUGUUUUAAGAUUCAUUAAACACAGACUUUGAGAAUGCUGCUGACCAGGGCUGGGUAUUGUUUAAGUCUUAGGGCUGGGCGAUAGGGCAACAAAUGUCAAUUUUUGCAAUAUGUUAUCAUAAAAUAACAAUAAUUGUCACAUUAUUAUUAUUGCCUAAACUUUAAGACUUAUUUUUGUCCUGAGUCAAAGUUUGGGGAAAAAAAAUUGAUAAAAUUAAAUAAAAUUUGUUUAUUUUAUUUAAAGAAAUUGAAUGCAUUUAGAGUUCUUUACUGCAGAAUACUGCAUAAAAGACCAUUAUUUGUAUUUUUAAGAUAUUAUUUACAGUGAUAAUUAUGUGAAAAUGUUUGAUCAACAUUGAAAUCUAUGCAAAGGAACUUAAAAUAGAUAGCAAAACACUGAAACCUGUGUAAAUAAAACAAACCCAAAGUAAAAUGUAAUAGACACUACAAAUUUUUCAUCUUCAUAUGAAAGUAUAUUAUUGUAAUUAUUGAUGUUCUGUCACUCAGCCCUAAAACUAGAAUGAUGCCUCUUGUUUGGUGUCAGUUCCUAAAUGAUACCAGUUUUCCAUUUUAAAUUAAACAAAAGUCACUUUACACAUUAAUGUAUGAAACUUUACUUUUAUUUAUCAGAAUGUCUCCAUUUUUAUACAACAAAACAGUUUCAUAACGUAAAAAAUAAACCUUUUUUAUUCUGACAUUUUUCCUCUGGAAACAGCUUUUCAACAUUAAAGACAAUAUAAAGUUGCAUAAUAAUUUAAUAUUAAUAAACAUAUGUAAAAGCUGUACCUGCUCCAGCACUGAUACUGCUUAGAUUUACUUGAAAUUCUGUAUCAAAUGACAACACAUUUGCAGCUUUGAAAAUGAUUCCACUGUGACAAAGUAGGAAAAAGUCAACAUGCUAAUGUUAAGACCUCAGGGUUUUAUUCUGUAUAAAAAUCUGGCAGAAGACAAAUUAAAUGUUUGUUUAUUGAAGAAACUAACUAUUAAUGAUGGCAACCCCCCCCCCCCCCCUUUGGCAAAGGUCAAAUAACAGAACUUGAUGCUGAAAACCUGUAUAAAUAUAAUUAAUAGUCAACAAAAUCAAAAUGUUGUGUUGAAUUGAUUCUGAAAAUCACAGGCAGAAUGAGAAUCAUUUCCAAAGCUGUAAAGAGUUCGGUUGGUGCCAUGAAGGUGUUGAAGUUCAGACUGAAAUAAACACAAUCAAACUUAAGUGUGUUCCCAAAAGGCGAGAACCUCUCCUCGUCUUUGUGCUGCUGACGCUGUUCAUCCAGAUCAGAUCAUAAAUAUAAAAUACUACUGUUCGUUCUCUGUCAAACAUGGCUUUUUGCAGCUUUUGCCGAACCUGCUAUAAAUGAUCACAUCUAAAUGUUUAUGAUUGAACAGUUAACUCUACAUUAGUGAAAUAAACCAGAGUGAGAAGAGUUAAAAGGGUCUCUGACGCAACAGUUGAACGUUUAAGGCCUUGUUUAUUAGCACGUAGAGCACCUCUGCCAAAAUGGAUCAUGUGUUCAUCAUGUGUUUCAACAAGAUUCUGCUUUGACUUUUUGUAAAUAUUGAUCUUUGUUUUUUUCUCUGGAUUUAUGACUGUUUUAAACAUAUGUUACAAAGUCCCUGUGGGUUAAAUUAAUUUAUUGUUUUUCAUUAACAACGUGGGAAAUGCGGCUGAAAAUACAGCUUUAAUUAGAAUCUACCAGCUCUGUGUCUGACAGAUUUGUGUCAUUCAUUACAGGCUAUAUUUUCAUAUUUACUCCAGUAAAAGGGAACAAUCAAUGGA
Molecule: messenger RNA, 3601 nt
Organism: Sphaeramia orbicularis (orbiculate cardinalfish)
Lineage: Eukaryota; Metazoa; Chordata; Actinopteri; Kurtiformes; Apogonidae
Gene: creb3l4
Product: cAMP responsive element binding protein 3-like 4
Exons: 10
Coding region: 179-1483 (434 amino acids)
Biological process (GO): regulation of transcription by RNA polymerase II
Cellular component (GO): nucleus
Molecular function (GO): DNA-binding transcription factor activity, RNA polymerase II-specific; RNA polymerase II cis-regulatory region sequence-specific DNA binding
Source: RefSeq, a predicted model, not a curated record